This is a messenger RNA of Xyrichtys novacula (pearly razorfish), 16234 nucleotides long. The record is from the annotation of a GenBank genome assembly. NCBI's taxonomy places the organism in Eukaryota, Metazoa, Chordata, Actinopteri, Labriformes, Labridae.
GGAGGAGGAGGAAGAUUGGGUGGGGGGGUGGGGGGGCAAGAAGAUGUAGAAGAGAGGAGUGCUGAUCUAAAAGAGGUGGGGGGUUCAUCACUAUGAGCAAGAAGAAGAGGAGGAGGAGGAGGAGGAGGAGGAGAGAGGGAAAGGGAGGGGUUUAAAGGGUAGGCGUGCAGUCAUUGUCAGGCUGCGUGUAAGAGAGAGGGAGAGAGAGAGAGAGAGGUGUGCCCAGGCAGAGCGACUGAAGAGCGAGUGUGUGCAAACUGGGAUGAGUAAAUGCACCCGGCGACUUAGCUGUUGAUACAGCCAGAGAGAAAGAGAGAGAGAGAGAGAGUGUGUGUGCACGAAAGCGAGCGAGAGAGAGAGUGCGCGAGAGAGAGCGAGAGAGGGUGAGAGAAGAGAAGAAGUGAAAGGGAGGAAAAAGGGAAGAAAGAAGCAGAGAAGAGAAAGGGAGGAUACAACAACUACAACUAUGCUGUGCUGCAUAAGAAGAACCAAACCGGUAACAAGCUGCUUCAUUUCUCUCUUCUUCUUCUUCUUCUUCUUCUUCUUCUUCUUCUUCAUUUCUUAAUGUGACUAAAUGAUGCUGUGAACUCUGAACUUUGUCCCUCCUGCUGAUUAAUCUGUUUGAGGAGGGAUUAGAGGAGAUGUUGCUGUCAUUUGCUCUGACUCUGGGCCUGGCUUUUCUUUCUACAAGUCUAUCCUCAGAGCCCAGACACGCCUAGUUAAUGUGAUUAUCCCGCAUGAAUGGAUGUUGCCACAAUGCCUCUCAGACCUCACACUGUACUGGGAGGAAACCAGACUGUAACUGGAUCUGGGGGACUUGUGCAUGCCCUCAUAUUGAUCAUGCACUUAAAAAGUGACAGUUUAUUGGAAGGCACUUGGAAGACUCUGUGUUUUCCCGGGUUUUUUGAAGCUAAAGGGCUCCCCCCUCUUCUCUAAAGUCAGAAUAAUUCAGUAAUGAUUUAUAAUAACGGGACAAACACAGCUGCCCUUUUACGGAGGGGUCUUUCUCUUGAUUUCUUGCUGUCUUGUGCAGAAUUGGGUGACACAGGAAAGUAAAUUUCCACAGAGAGGAGAAAAAAAAAGGGCGGGGUACAGAUUGAGUGAGCAGCACCAUCAUGUCAGUGGCCUCUGGGGAGUACAAUGGGAAUAAAUGAGCCUAAAUGGAUUAUCAUAGCCCUCCAGCUUUAUAAGUGGAUGCUGUCAAUUGAGGGUACUAUGAAGUGUGCACUUGUUUAAAGGGUGUGAAAGGGUGGUGUCGGCGGCAGAGAAAUCCAAAAAAAAAAAAAAAAGAGAAGGUGUUGCAUGGAAGCGGGUGGGUCUGGACGGCGGAGUGAGAGGGGUGGACCUCUAUCAGCUGCUAUGGUGGUGGUUCGUGUGUGAUCAGAGACUUUCUGCUUUUAUCUUCAGCUGAUUAUGAUUUUUAUCAGAUUCCUAUCACUUCAGAUUUUGACGACAUCAGUCUGCUUCAAAAAUGUUGCCUUGCAUGAGUCAUAUGAGCUCUGGCAGGCAGGAGGGAGGAAACGAAAGCAUGAGCAUGCCAGUUUGAAGAGAUGGGUGCAAGCAGCAGGGUGGAGUGAAGCAAGUGCACAUGGAGGUAGAUGAGGGAAGAUGCAGGAGGAGGUAUGUGGCGAGGAGGAAAAACCAGGAGAGCGGCUGCAAGGAUUGGGGGAAGGUAGGGAGAGGCAGAGCAGAAAGAGAAGGGAGGAACAAAACUGGAUGGCAGCUCCAACCGGCAGGAUCUGAGUAGGUGACAGAGAGCCAGAGAUGAAGGGAGGAGCGGCUGAGCAACCGUAAAGGUGAGGAAUCAAAGGAAAGGAAGACAGCAUGCUGCACACUGCAGCCAUGUGGGUGAGGCACCGGCUUCUCCCACCGAACACUCUCGCUGUUGUGUGUGAGCAAAGAAAAUCCUCCAGGCCUCAGCGGUUUCCCUCCUGAACAGAAGCAGAAAUGAAUCCAGACAGACUCUGAGGUCUUCACCAGCAAACACAGAGCUUCUUUCUCUGCUGUUAACAAAGGAAACCUGCUGCAGGUGGUCCUGCCAUUGUGAGGUGUUCAGAAAUGUUGCAACAUCUUCACUUUGGGAGUGGCUACCAGCACUUCAUUAAGAGCUCCUCAAGUAGCCCCUGCCUGCCUGCAGCUUUAGCUUUAGUUUUAUGCAGCUUUAAAGAAAAUCACUCCAAAUAAGACACCUCUUCUUCAUGUCAGGGUUUGAAGCAGAGGUUCAGGUCUUUAACACAACUCCUCCUGUAAACCAGAGCUUCCCAAAGAUGCUAUUUCCCUCCAAAACCAGGACUUUGAAUGCCUACAAGUUCUCCUUACUGCGUUGUCUCAGCUAGCUUCAAUCUUCUGGACUAGACACCAACAUUUAACCCAAGUCUGAUCCCAAAAGUCCACUCCCUUUCUCAAAAAUUGGCACUUCAAGCCCACCUUCAAACCAGAGCACCAUCCCAAUCAGACCCUCGGUCAGCCCUGCAGCUACAGUCCUGCUGCUCCUCCACACUUCCACAUGCCCUGCCUCAUCCCAGCCCGUCCCCCUUAUGAGAUCAGUGGCGAUAGCAGAGCCUUUGUUCAGGCAGAGAGUCGGAGUAAUUAAAUUAAAGGCAGCUCCAGAGGAUGUAAUAACGCCGGCAUACGGCUGCUUAUUAUUUGCUGCACAACGCCUCUUUUUUCCUAGCUGUCAUAAAAGACACAGUUCAUCUUUUAACAUCGCUCAUCAAUUCACUGUCAAAGAAGAGAGAGAUAGAGGGAGAGAGAGAGUAAGAGAAGGAGGGAGGGAUGGUGAAGCAGGGGCUGUGGCAGUCACCACCUGAGCCCCCCUCUCCUCUUCUGCAGGAGAUAGCCAGCUAAAAGGGUGUGGUGCUCCGCUAUGCCUGUACGUGUAUGUAUGUGUGCGAGAGAGAGAGAAUGAGUGGGUAGCAGUUUGCUUAGCGAGGGGGAGAGAGAGAAAGACGACAGACAGAGAGAGAGAGAGGAAGAAAAGAGAGCGAGGUUUAGCAGAAGCAGACAGCAGCCAGUCUUUGGUGUCUGGAUGAUUUCUGCAGAAUUGCAGACAGACGCUGGAAUAAAGCCGGGAUUUUCAGGAGGGAGGAAGUAUGUGUGUCACCAGCAGGGUGGCUAAUAGCAUCUCUGUGAAUGCUUGGAAACUGUGGUGACAAAUGUCUGGAGAGUUUGCAUUUCAUUCUGGCUGCAUUACUCUUACAAAACUGAAUACAUGCAUAUAUGUGCUCAAUUGUGCAGGUGCACCUGUUAAUGUGUUUCUGCAAGGUAAAACUCCAUCAAUGCACAUAAUACCUUGGCUAUUUCCUUCCUGCUGCUCUAAUUUAGAAGAGGGCGGAGCGGCUCUUGUGCUUGAAUGGACCAGAUUAAUUUAAAAAAAAAAGAAAAGAAAAAAAAAACACAAGAAAAAGUGUGUUUUCAUGCAUGCCUGGUGUGUGCAUUAACGUUGACUGUAGCUCUGUAGUAAUUCAACCACUAUAAACCCCCCUCCUCCUCCUGGAACAUGUCCCUAAUGGCCCCGGCUUUGAGGCAAGGUGGUAGAUUGUAACAGUGUGUCACCAUUGGGGGAUGGUGUGUGUGUGUGUGUGUGUGUGUGUGUGUGUGUGGUUAUGGAUCGGCUGGUGAAGCCAUUCACUCUCGGGUGUGGUUCUCACGACGGCCGGUUGCCCACCCAAGGACAGAGUGAGACGCAAAGCUGCAGCUGACAGAACCGUCAACACUCAGAUAUGAAAUCAGUCAUUUAUCUGCAGAAGAGAAAGAGGUGUUUUUCUUUUUUGUUCAGAUAAAUCAACCUGAGAGCUUUGGCACAUUUAGAUUUGGAGCAGAAAGAUGACAGAUUAUCUCUCACCUUUGCAGAGGGAGCUUCCUGCAACAGGCAUUUUAACGUCGCCUCUCUCCUCUUUGGUUUUAUAAUUGUAGAAGGAUUGCAUAAUACUGCUUUCAAAUCAUGCCUGAAAAGCACUUUUCUAUUGCAAACAUCCCACUUUUUGCUGGAUAACAAACAAUUUUUGUGAAGUGGUGCAUCCAUGGCAACCGAGCACCAAGAGGAAACACUGCAGGCUUAUUGUAAUAAGUAAUCUCGUUAUUCUAACAGUGCAAAUAUGUUGUCUCUCUGUGAGUUAAUUAAGCAGGAGCUGAAAUAGUGGUGUAGAUUUAAAGUGGGUGUACCUUUUACCACGGGGAGGUGCCGCCGUAUUUAUGAAUGAAAAUGUGUGCUGCACAGCCACAGAGUGGAAAAGUGCCUGCAGGAGGGUACGUGACCAGGGUUCACUGAGCAGUCAGAGCCUUUAGGAGGACAUUCCUGCAGGAUUUAGAGCAAUGGUUCUGCUUAAAUAAUAACGCAUCUGAACUGAGUUAAUGUCCCAGUCUGUAAGAAUCACCACACUGUGUUUGCGCAGUCAAAUAAGUUUAAAGUGAGGGAUCAGAGAGUGAACGUUUGGCUCAUUCAGAGAGUCAGGAAUCACAGCACAGCACUUUUCAGGAGGAUGCACAGACAAAUAUCAAUAAUUCAAAUCCUCAUGCUUCAAUUGUGGUCAAACCAAACAAGAUGGUGAUCUGUCCUCCUGCCGUCUUACUCUGAUAUGAGAUCACUCAACUCUCUGCUGGUAUUUUAUUACUCACUCUCACACACACACACACACACACACACACACACACACACACACACACACACACACACACACACACACACACACACACACACACACACACACACACACACAGCUCUCUAAAGUAAAUGACAUCCCCUCUCUUCCAAUAAUGAUGUCAUACCCUCAUAUUCCCAAACACUCUCAUCCAUGGCUUUCUUUCUUCUCUGGCUCUGUCUGACUCAUUGUGUUCAGCCAGUAAGUAAUUCUAUUAAGAGUUAAGUGCUUGGGUCAAAUUUUUGGCAGCUGUAAGCACCCAUGAGAUCAGAAACAAUAAAAGCCUGAUAAGUCACCCUGGAAAUGCAUAUUAUUAAGAGCAGAGGGUGUGGCGGUGCUGCUUUCUUUGUCUGUCUCUGUGUUGGAUGAGGACACCGGCAAAACUAAUUCCUCUACUUAAUCACAAACUUUUAAUUAGACUUUGGUUUCUGAGCAUUUCUCUAAAUCCAAAAUAUAACUGCAUGUGAAUGUAUUAACAAAAUACUCACUUCAGUUUGUCUAUCAACUCAAAAUCAAAAUCAACAGAAGUUAUCAGUGAAAAACCUGUUGAACAUCACAUGAUCCACCCUCCAUAGCAGAUUUAAUCGAACUGUAGACUGUAUUAUCUUCCUCACGUUGUCUGUGAUAUGAUCUUACCAUAUCAGACUAGGGUUUGGACCCUUUUUUAGUCCCAGGAGCCCAAAUGUUCCUGGUGAUACUCCAAAAUUGCUCUGCAUGGCAUCAUUCAUGUGGAAGCUCUUGGAGUCACAUUUCUCCUGCGGAUAUAUCAGUGUGUCAAGUUAAAUUUAUGUGAGCUUUAUAAAAAGUGCAGGUUCAUUCAUACUUUCAUAAUUAUUGGUUAAAAACAUUUGUUGAGAACAGUUCUCACCUAAAUGCCCCCCAAAAGUGGUACCUGCCCUUUAAGAGAAGCAGAGAGAAGGAGAUGCUGUAUGUUUAAACUAGAUCUGCUUGUGUUAUGAAAAGAUGCAAAAAAGAACUGAAGAUGGAUAUAUUCUGGUUCAUUUUAGGGAUGCAAUUUAAAUAACACAUCAUGAAAUGCUUUUCAGGUCAGUGCAGAUACUGUCUUCUCCCUCUGCAUUCCUGCAGAGUGGAGGUCAUGUAAAAUGACUGCAUGAAAAGGAAACAAAUUAAACAUAAUUCAAAGGUUAAAGGUUUUAAAGGCAAGGUUUGUAGAGAAGCUCUCUUUGGGGUUUUACUUCACCCGCACCUGUGGUUUGUUCUAAUUCAGACUUUUUAGGAAAGGUUGGAGAGGAGAGAUACUUCAUUAAUCCAUUGAAAGAAAAUGCUCUGUUACAGUAAAGACACAUCAUCAAACUGAAAUAUCUCAAAAAAAUAAAAUAAAACAAAUAACAAAAAAAACUUGCUGUUCUCAGAAAAAGACAAAUGAAGAUACAAUAGGAAAAAUAUCCAAAGUGCAAAAGUGAAAAAUGUGCAUAAUCUGUCUAUGCAUAACUUUAGCAACGUACAAUUUGAAACCAACCAUUGAUGUAAAACUGAAGCUGCGGAUUUUCAAAAGAAACCUGUAUUACAGAAUAUGUUCUUAGAUGUCACGCUACAUCAAAGUGCCACAGGAAUAUGGUUUAUAUUAAGAAAUGCAUGAAGCCUGAGGCAGGAUUUACACCCUGAGCCCUGGGGAUGGCAUGUGAUGAAGGUGGAGGAGGUGAAUAUACCCACACAGCUGAGCCUUGGCCUCUGCGCUCCAAUAUUGGACUGACACACUGACCCUGAAGAAGACAUGUUGGUUUUAGAGCCUCUGGCUCUUAAAUCACGUCACACUGAUGUGAUUUCUCUCCAAGGCGGCUGUCCAGGUCUGCCUCGUAUCCAAUCAGACGACACUAUCAAAGACAGAAGGAAAGAGACGAGUGGAUAUGGUGUCUCUGAAAACCCUUUCUGCAGACAUUCACUGACCUUAAACAAGAUCCUCCUGCUCACUGACAUAUCCACGCAUGUAUAACCCCCACCAGCCCGGCGCCGCACCCAGCCGCUACAUCGCACGCAGCAGCCCCUCCUUAACCACGCUGAUUGCUCUGCCUGAUUUACGAUUUCCCAUUGGCCCACUCCCCUGUGGGUCAGGUGUGCUGCCAAUCAGGGUGACAUAUAGUCUUUCAUAGCUCCAACCAGCAGACAGCACAGUGAUGAGUUAGCACUCUGGUUGUCAAGGUAACCUUUGAUGGUUGGGAGGGGUAUGGUGGUGAAUGCUGAGGAGUUCUUCAGCAGGCAGCUCGUUCCCUAGCAGCCGAGAUGGAGCUGUAGAAAGAUACUGUACCCAGAGAAUAGAGGCUCAUUAUUUUAGAGAGACAGACUCCAUCUGAAGGCUCACAUUUCUCUGGUUACUGUUUGAAUGUGUCAGCAGAGGACGCCAUUCAGAAAUCCUUAAUUUCAGUAAUUAUUCAACAAAUCUAUUCCAACAGCAUUAUCAAGAGGACAAUAUCAGCCUCACGCCUGUACAACCACAUAAAUACACGCCUGGAGCUGUCUGUGGUUUCCAAAAAUCCUGCUGAAUUUAAUCCUCUAAGUGGAGACAAUCAACCUCCUCACACAUCUGUCAGCCUCCAAACAGAGAACCAGAACUACAAUGCUGCAAAAUCCUCUCUUUACAGCACAUGAAAUCAGAAAAGGCUGCUCAUUUAUUCUGUCAUCAGGCCAGUCAGUAGGUGGGUUUACACCAGCACUUUCAAAUUGUCAGUGUAUUUUCAUGCAUAGUUGCAGUAGGUGUCGAUGUUCCUUUUCAGCUCGUCACUAAUGGACUGUCUCCUGGUUUAUGUACCAAAGCAAUUGACAAACAGGAUGGAGAGCAUGCUCAGAACUCUAAGGCCAGAUUGAGUCUGAUUGAGGUGCAUAGAUAUAAGAGAAAAUCUAUCUAUGACCGUGUUAUGUAGAUUAGAGGGACCAUAUUUUGAUGACCAAAAACCAGGACAAAAAACAGGACUUGGCAAUGAGAUAUUUUAAAUCUUGGCCCAAUGAAAAACAAGAUGCAGUCAAGAUGCAGUCAGCAGUGGGCUGCACCCGCUCUGCAGAGGUUCAAACUCAGUCUGGUUUGAGAGUCAUUUCUGAUUGAAGAUGUGCACCAGCUUCUGUUUUUGGUGUUGCUCCAGCUGAGUUGAUUUUAACAUAAGAAUGAGUUGCAACUUAAAAUUCACUCAAAGCUCCCAGUCGGUGUGAAGUACAGUGGACUGUUGCACCGAGUAGUGUUCACACUAGCUAAAUUUUGUACUAACUUGUAGACUGCAAAGUCCAAACUAAACAAAACAUAAUCGCAGAUAUGACUUUCACAUUUCCAGUAGCCAAUCAGAGAAAAGCUUCCUUCUUCAAAGAGGGUCUGUUUUCAGCUCCUGUGAGGAAUUUAACUUUGUGUUGAUUUUGGUGCCCCCUGUGGACAAAAUAGUCUUUAUCCUGCCUUGUGUGUGCUCAAAUGGUGUCUGCUACCCCUUUGUAACCGUUUUAGUUGUUGAGAAUUACAGUAUAGAAUAAGUCUGUUGCAUCACUGAUGAUCUCUUUUGUUUUUGUAUGUCAUAAAAAGUACGAGUGGACCAGUGACCAACGAAAUCAAUCAAUUAAACAGUUUGAAACCUAUAGUUGGUGGGUCUUUAUUUCUGACUCUGGCUAAUCUAACCGUGGUAAACUGUUAACUCCUGUUUAUGAUGUUGAAAGUUUCAGUUUUGCUCAAACUUUCAGGGUUAGGGUCGGACCUCACUCUGUUUCGUGACUGCCAAAGAGUCCCUCACAGGAGGUUCAAGUGCUAAUAACCCAGAUGAUUGUGAGGUUAGGAUGUGAGAGGGUGACAGCCCCACUUCAUCAUGUUUUUGCACGAUCUAAAGCCAUUGGAGAGAAGUGACGAGUCUGUGCAAAAGUUUGAGUUAGAUUCUAAGUGUUAAUUUGGUUAUUCUAUUUCUAAUCUGAAGAGAAGUCGUCAUGUAAACCCACCUCAACCCUCUGCAGACAGAAACACUCAGAUUCAUUGACUCUCUGCAGCUUUUCACCUCUUUAUCAUCUGCUCACUGAUGCUGCACUGCAUGCCCUCUCUCUGACGGUUUCUGUUUGCUUCAUGUUGCUUAUUCACGUUCAUUUCAGGGGCACAUUUAAAGCGUCUGAUUGGUUGAGAUAAUGUUUUACCUUGAUUUGUUUGCUGUUCAGUUUGAAUGUACUGAUUCAUUUUGUUUGCUCAUCAUUCAUUCCUUUAUUUGAUUUGAUUUCUUUUCAUUAGAUUUUUAUGACUCAUUGCACACGCCACUAUUUGAUGGACAGCCUCUGUAUGGAUCCAGGUCCUGAAGGUAAAGCCACAGAGACACUUUUAAUCCUCUACUGUCCCACUCUUAACCCUGAACCUCAUCCAGUCCCACUUUUACAUCCAAACCAGUCUGCAAACCCCACUACCCUGACUUUUACCCCAAUGAUAACUCUCCUUUCUCUCUUAUAACAUUCAUAUUUACAUCUUCUGACCUUUCACUCCAUGAAGGACUGUUUCUAUCUUUGGUAGGACUCCAGUUUGAGUUUAAGUUUGCAAUAUUACACUUUUGGGGAUCAUCCUCAGACUGUAUCUGACAGGUUUCAGUGUUUAGUUGCAGCUCUAAUCUGUUUGCUGUGGAUCUGCUUGAUGGCGAUAUUAACUUGUUGUGUAAUUUUUUUGCUGCAAGGUGGAGAAGAACGAGGAUGCAGACCAGAAGAUUGAGCAGGAUGGCACCACCAACAAACCCGAGGACAAGGCCCACAAGGCUGCCACCAAAAUACAGGCCAGCUUCCGCGGACACAUAACCCGGAAAAAGAUGAAAGACGGAGAGGAGGAGAAGGAGGGCGACAGUCCUGCUGCUGCAGAGGAGGCGACAGAGGGAGGAGAGGAGGAGAAGAAAGCCGAGGGAGAGGAGGCACCUGCAAAGGAGGAAGAGGCUGCAGGAGAAGAAGCCAAGCAGGAGGAGGAGACGAGCCAAGCCAAAAGCCCGGUGGCAGAAAAGCCAGCUAACUCCCCUGCAGCUGCAGCCACGUCUCCUGUAGCGGCGGCACCUGCUGCUACCUCUCCUACAGCCGCCACAGCGCCCUCCGAGCCCCAGAAAGAGGAGCCAAAGGCGGAGGAGAAGGCAGAGGAGAAGCCCAAAGAGGUGGAGGCCCCUGCAGCGGCAGCCAAGAGUCCCACCACAGCCACAGCCGAGGAAAAGAAGGAGGAGGGGGAGAGUGAAGAGAAGAAGGAGGAGGAGGCCAGACAAGCCGAUGUGCCUGCUGCUGUCAGCCCGACAGCUGAGAAGGAGGAGCCUAACCAAACAAAAGAUAAACAAGGUAUGCAGAUUAUACUGAAGCUUUUAAUAUCCCUUUAUCAGAGUAGGACUCGUCAAAAUCCACAAAGUACGCCCACACAGGAGGAUCUCAAAAUCCCUGAAUCAAGACCUUCAGUGGAGCAAAUGUUUGAGAGGUCACUAAGUUCAGGAAAUAAUCCCAGACACAAUCUCCAAUCAGGGGCUAAUUACUGAGAGUCUAAACAAAGAGAAUAGGUAAGCUCUGCAGUCAUCUGCUUGGCAGGCACCUCAGGAAACAACUGCUCAUGGAGUCUCGGGAUUUAAAGAUAUUUGGCAAAGCUCCACUGUUCACUGGUUAACACAGAGACACAGCUCAAUAUUAGAUUAGACAGCUUAGAAUUGCUGCCUCUGCAAGAUGGAAACUCCAUACUGAUGAGGAGGAGAGGGAAACAGGACAGAUGAAGAUUAAAGGUGGUCAGGAGUAACCAAAACCAACGCAGGGAUAUUUCUAUACAACAGUCAGUAAGUUUACCUAUUGUUGAAGAUACACAGCUGUGAAGUUGUUCAUGGAGCCAUCAAGCGGUUGGGAUGUUUUUCUUGAAUUUUCACUCAUUUAAAAAAGAAGAACAUGGGGUCCAUUCACACCUGAUCAGACAGAAUAUGAAAGUAAGGAGAGUUUCCCCUGCUGAUGAUUGGAUACAGGAUAUAAGGAUUUCUCUAGCAUUUGUGGAUAAUCAGAAAAGAUCACAGUCAGUGGUGUACAUAGUUUAAAGUGCUCUGUGGAGCUAAUCACAAAAACGCAGGGAAUCGAGCCGGCGCUUAAAAAACAAUCAUGAAUUUAAAACAGUGUGCAAAAAUAAUUCAUGACAGUUUUAGAUAAGAAAAGCAGACUCGGUGCAAAAACCUUUAGCCUCUUGGUAACUUGUUUGUUGAUUGUUUUUGUAGCAUGCACGAGCGAUGUCUGCUGUGCUGAGUAAUCCUGCUCAGCAUGCAGCAAAUGCUUCCUUUUUUAUUUUUGUUGUGCGUGUCAACAAGUCUGAGCAUUUCGACCGCAGGAGAGACAGUCUAGAGAGUAGACUGCUUGCUUGUUUUUUGUGAAGGCAUAUUUUCACCAAAAUAGACCUUGUAUAAAGAAUAUUUGUGUCUGUCAUUGCAGAAAACUUCCCAGACAUGGAUAUACUAAAGAUGAGAGCGAUAUAUAUGAGAUUUAAGCUGGAAAUUUGUGUGAUCAACUCUCCUCAGUGAGCUCAGCUCCUAUUGUUUAAAAGUGUGGAAAAUUCUUCUUUCUUUGAGCCUUACUCUUUCCUUUUAGCCUCUGAUGAACCUGCAUGUAGAAAUAAGAUGUUUUUGUCUUUUUACAUGUGACCUGAUGAAAGUUUCUGACUCUAAAACUUACUUGGAUUAUGGAGAGCAGAACCAGUGCAGCCACUUUAACAUUAUCGCCUCAAAUAUGAUUUAAUUUAAGCAUAAAAAUUCAAAUUGAAUGCAAGAACGACAAAUAACAAGAAUAAAAGUCAAAGGAGAUAGCAGGUGGAGAUCAGGUGAACUUAUAAGAUCCAAAUAUAACAGAAUAUUUGUAAAUUUUGUCAAAUAUUUUGAGUAUUUACUGCCCGAAACAGCAGAAUCAGAAAGAGUUUUAAACAUCACAUCUAAUCACGGUGCAAAAGCUGAUCUGACAAGAAGCACGUUACUACGCUGACAGAGCGUACCAGUAACACACUGUCGACAUGAACUGGGAUUUCUGGUCCAUGGACUCUCAGACUGGGUCAGACAGGAAGUUAAUGGAGCGUGUUCAGCCUGAGGUAGGCGGGAGUGCGAGGUGGGGAACACACACACACCACAUGCACACACACGCCAACUGGAGAACUACAGGGAAACUAGGUCACCUAGGCAGCGCUGUCUCCCUGUUGUCAUAGUUACCACCUCGAUAGGAUAGCUGGCCUGCACAGAGCAGAGCAGAGAUAACAGGUGCUCUGAUUUCAAUGAAUGAUUAAUGAUCCUUACCGGUCACGAUCUGCACCGGGGACGUCUGUCACAAACACACAAACAUUACCUGACCAAGAGCCGCUAAUUAAGAACCCAGCGUGCUUUACCAACUGAACUGGAACAGGGAGAGUGAAUGCGUACCUCAAAGUUACCUGGUUAACGGCUGUGGGCACUCAGACUGGAGUCACAUGGACAAGGACGACAGGUACUCUGACUGGACUGAAUAAUAGAUGAGGCAGCCGGGGGUUGAUCCAGAUUCUCCACCGAGCGUACAGGGUGUGACUGAAUCCUUUUAGAUACAUCUGACAGAGGCGUGAAAUGCCAUAGCAUCAUAAUGCACAGUACAUAGUCACUUGCAUAAUGCAUGAUCACAUACCAUAACGUUUAAACAAACAGAAUGAAUAUCCAUUCAUGAAAUUAAGGCUCAGAUACCAGACCUCUGAAAUCAGACUAUUGACAAAGGCACUUUUAUUGAACCUCCCAGGAGAUGCAAAAAUAUAAAACUGAGCAGAAAAAUAAAUAAUAUAAAAAGCAGUUCCUCUAUUUGGUUUAAUGAUUAGGAAAUAGAAAAUGUAUCUCUGACAACAUUUGAUUUGUCAACAGAUAUUUUUUCCUGGAAAGACUAUCUAAACCCUUAGGCAGCCUGAGUUUGACUCUGACCUGCUGCUUCUUACUUACACCCAUUCACCCUUUUCAUGUUGCUGCAGACAGGGUCCCACCUCCAACCAAGAUUUAAUCCAAGCACAAUAUAUAUAUCCACGAGAUCCACUUGUUUUUCUGGAUCUUCAAAUUCCCGAAGUCUGUAUUAUCUACCCUUAGACUGUAUAUAGAAUGGACUCCAUCUGCCUCCUUGCUGGGUGAAGCCACUGCGAGAACAGCACCCUCUGGUGACGGCCUGCAGUAUAGGUCAUAUAUAAAUCCCGCCUCCUCCAGCAAUCUUUAUGGAGCUGUGGACAAACUUUAGAAAUUAAUUAAACAGAAUAUAAAUGUCUCUCCCCCAUGUUGACAUGUAGUUACUGUAAGACUGGUUUUUGCUCAAGUCCUAUUUUUUCUGUGAAACUCCAUUUUAAAAAGUUAUUAGAGGUUCAUGUUUUCUAUGAUACAGCCUAUGGGCAAACGAAGAUUGCUGUUUAAGCCAAGUGACAUCACAGCGACUCUCUUGCUGAAUGCGUACAACAUUACUGUGCAAGUGGUGGUUCCAGAAAGUGGAGAAAAUCCCGGAAAUACAGAGAGCAAUUGGGCUUCAAAUUAGUAUAUACAGUCUAUGGAUCUACCUCAAGUAGGCGGUGAGCCAUCUUACCGUGUCAGAGCAGGUUUGGAUUCUUCUUCUUUCUCUUUCUUCUUAGCUAAACUAAUUCGGUGUAGAUGUUCCCCAUGAAGGGAAUUCAGGCUCUUUUAGGUGAUCCAGAUCACUUGGCUCACCCUGUCAGCUCCACAGAAUCUUUACACAGAACCACAGGAGUAGUUCUUGUAUAAAUGAAACCUGAAUAUUACCAAGAGCAAAAACCAUACAGUACAAGACAUAUAUUACACUUACUAACACUUCAGUGAAGUUUGGAGCCUCCUGUGGACAAAGUGGUUACCUUGUCUACACUUCCUUUAUGUGGACCUGGGCCUGAGCAAGAGAGCUGUGUGUAGCCCAAAGUCUGAGUCGAUGACUGUCUAAUAUGACUCUGGUUCUGCUCAAGGUUUCUGCCUGUUAAAGGAAGUUAAAUGCUGCAAAAUGCUCUGAUUAGAGUCUCACCUCUUUAAAGACAAAUUAUAGUUAAGCAGCUUUAGGUAGCCAGAUUUCAUGUGGGGCCCAGGCCACCCAUUGCCACUUAACUUGACACUGCUAAUAAGGAGGUAAUUAAUAGCAAGUUGAUUACUUGGGUUAGCAAAAUCUGGAUACAGGAUGACCUCCCAAAUUUUGAGUUUAAUUUUCCUGUAUUCAUCUCAUGCACAAAAAUGCGUAAAAGAAAUGAAACCAGCACUCAGGCUGUUGUACCACCAGUGGAGGUAAUUGAGGUGAUGUUAAAGCUCCAGAAAUGAAAAGCGUUGGCACUUUAAAUUGGGUGAAAUUGCAUUUGCAUCACACUGUUCAGUGGCUUCAGAAACAGACAUCCUCCAGUCUGACACAGCAGCUAACGGGCCAGUUAUCUCUUACCUGGAGGACUCUGCUGCCGUGAGUCACACACAUUUAGUCCAAGCAAGCUCAACCCACCACUGUGUCCCUGACAGACACUCAAACAUGCACUCACCCCCUUACACAUGCACUCCUUCACCCUAAUCUCCAAUGCAAUGAUGUCAUUCUUUCAUGGCUCCUGUUUCUAUUAAAGGCGUAUGAGAUCAUCCUGUUAUGACUUCACUGCUCUGAGCCCACACGAAUAAAAGGUGUGGUCAGAAAUGAUGAAAUUAAACAUCUACAAUCCCAGGAGCUCAGAUGCUCCACCAGAAAAAAAACAUUUUUUUUUCAUCAUCCCUGCAAAUGAUUUACUUGAGUGUCUUUUUUCAGAGCACACUGUUUUUUCAUGGAUAGUUAUUCAGCAGUAUCUCCCUCCACUCUGGAUGUUAUUACAGCGCGGCACACUGAGGGCGUCAUACAGAAUCAAAUGUGACAAGCCGCUAUGGCGCUGUUAGCGUUGUGAUGUCAGUUCAAAUGCUUCAUGGGUCCAUUAGGAGCUCUCUCCUCUUUUAUUAUUCACACUGCCAGUGCUGGGUUUCAGGCUGCAGAUUGCACCUCCUGACUGACGUCCUCUCAGUCUUAGCAGAACUGACAUCCUGUGAACCUCACUGAGCUACAUAUCUCCGUCUGUGCGUGCUUUCCUCAGCCCAUACCGUCACAUUUUUCAUGAUUUCUUAAUGUUACAGUAUCUGACCAUUUUCUUAUUCUGCAGCUGUUGUCUGAAAUCUUCAGCCAGUGUUUGAUGGAACCCCGCCCUAAUUAUCUCCCUCUCUCCUCUCUCCGUCUUUUACCCAUCCUCUGUUUUAUUUUUGCUUCCCCUCCUCCUCCCCCUCCUCUCAGACGCUGUAGAAGAGUCUAAAGCAGAGGAGGCCGCCCCUGAGGAUGCAGCAGCGGAGGCCACCGAGUCCAAGGAUGACUAAGUCCAGUUCUCACCUAACGAAAGCAGAAAUAAAGAGUAUGAAGAAUAACACAAAAACAAAAAUCUAAAAUGGUUGCUCUUUGCCUUCCCCCACGAGAAGGCAGUCCGUUUCUAUUUGUUUGUCAUUUUUUGUGUGGCAAUGAUUUUCUCAUGUUGGGGGAGUUUCCAGCGUGAAGUUUUGUGGCUCAAGCUAAUGCUAUGAGGAAGUGAUGAUGAUGAUGUUGAUGAUGAUGAUGAUGAUGAUGAUAAUGUUGUGAUUAUGGAAAGAUUGUAACCUUGAGGAUGACGAUGAUGAGGAUGAGGAUGAUGUGCAGGAGGAAUUGGUUUGUUACAUCUUCACUAUCUAUUGUGAGUGGAUCAGUGUUGGAGUGCACGCUCCCAACUGGAUUUGGACACAUUUAAAAUGCAUUGUGAAUGCAGUGUCCUUUCUUUGCAUCAUAAUGCAGCUUCUUUAAACCCAUUUUGCAAAUUAAAUCUGUUAUUCUGCAAUUGCACGCACAAAAACAGGCUGGUUUUUAAAUGCAACCCUAGUUUUCAACACCAUACAAGCGUAUUGAAAACACAGCAGCUAGUUAAUGUACUGACAUGUCGUAUGGAGAAUAGAAUGUAUCAUUAGAUGUGUUUCCUUUCCAGUUGGGCAGCUCUAUCUUGAAUUCAAUUAUCACAUAUAUUACCAGACUAUUACUCUCUCUCUCUCUCUCUCUCUCUUUUCUGCUUGAGUUGUUCAAGCUGGGUUUACACUCCUUUUUCAAACUCUGUUUACUCACCCUUACAGUAAUGGACCUGUUGACAUUUUAAUGAUCAUAUUAUAAACUAUAGAAAUCCUCUAUAGUGAUUGUAUAACUGGCUCCUUCAUGAUGCUCUGCCAGCCCAACCUGAGAACAGUAGCAUGAACCAUCGAACCAGAUGCAUGAUGGGAACUCUCCCUCAGAGAGGAACUUUUUCGCAGUCACAAAAACUUAAGAGGUGUGGCGGCUUCUUUUUGAUGUGUUUGGUGUUGUUAUGACAGUUUAUAUGAAUUGGAAAAAAAUAUUCUUGCACUGAUGUUACAAAAAAUCGUAAAAAAGGUUAAAAACAAACAAAUGAGCAAACAAAAAAUACUUUUCCCAUGUUCCAGUGAGUGCAAUGUCCAGUUUCAACCUUAUCAAGGAGUUCAAACUUGUGAGAAAAAAUAUGAAAAAAUGAAAAUGGUUUCAAUGUCUGUUUUCAAAAUAAAGCAAAUGUGCCAAUUACCAUCAUAAACUGUGGAGUUUCUGUUUAGGGGGGCGGAUUGUCUUGUAAUUACUCCAGGACUCUAAGG